This is a messenger RNA of Malurus melanocephalus (red-backed fairy wren), 420 nucleotides long. It is a transcript of the gene IL4, whose product is annotated as interleukin 4. Gene Ontology annotation, biological process: activation of Janus kinase activity; positive regulation of mast cell degranulation; positive regulation of eosinophil chemotaxis. The record is from RefSeq and is a predicted model, not a curated record. Gene Ontology annotation, cellular component: extracellular region. Bases 1 to 420 code for a protein of 139 amino acids. Lineage: Eukaryota; Metazoa; Chordata; Aves; Passeriformes; Maluridae. The transcript has 4 exons. Gene Ontology annotation, molecular function: growth factor activity; interleukin-4 receptor binding; cytokine activity.
AUGAGAGUCCUGAGCCAGGUCCUGCUCAUCUUCCUGGUGCUGUCAGCCCUCCAGGGUGACGUGGUCACUCCAUGGGCACUCACACUACGGAACAACAUGCUGAAGGAGAGCAUCAGGCUGCUGGGCCAGCUGCGGGAGAUGGAGGUUUCCUGCAAUGCCAUGAACGUGACAGAUAUUUUUGCAGAGGAUAAGCGAGGUAACAACAUGGAGAUCUUCUGCAAAGCUGCCACAAUUGUUCAGGAGGGCCACAGCUGCCACAAGUACCUCAAGGGCAUUUACCACAACUUGCUCGGCCUAGCCUGGGGGACCAGAGCAGGGCACAAGCCAUGUCCUGUGGCAGCAGGCAGCACAACCUCACUGAAGAAYUUCCUCGAGGAAUUGCACCGAGUCCUCCAAGAAGAAUAUAAGASUCAGAAGUGA